This is a messenger RNA of Electrophorus electricus (electric eel), 1668 nucleotides long. RefSeq names its product NFKB activating protein (gene nkap). The record is from RefSeq and is a predicted model, not a curated record. Gene Ontology annotation, cellular component: nucleus. Lineage: Eukaryota; Metazoa; Chordata; Actinopteri; Gymnotiformes; Gymnotidae. Gene Ontology annotation, biological process: regulation of gene expression. Gene Ontology annotation, molecular function: chromatin binding.
AACCCGUCCUGCCUCUCUAGGACAAUGUACGCCACAACGUAAACAAGACGCUAUACGGACUCUCCGUAUCUCCGUAUCUUUAAACUAACGGAUAUCGGUAGCUAGCUGUGCACCUUGUUGUGGUGAUGCGUUAACUUAGAACUCUCACUUUAGAGGUUUGUCUUUUUUGGAAUUUUACGCGGAUAUAAAGUCCAGACCUACAAGUUAUCCAGUCAAGCUUCACCUGGCUAAGUUAAGUUAGCUAGGUUAGCAGUGCUACGCAGUAAUGCACCGUUGGUUAGCCUAACCGGGCUAGCUAAGCGCUAAUCAGCUAGGUUAGUGAUUACAGCUCCUCAUCCCAGGGGGCAGAGCCGUUAAACGCCGUUAAACGCGUCCGUAGACUCAUCCCCCGCCAUGCCCGAGCCUGAGGGGGAAGGUUCGGGUCCCGUCAGCCCCAGACGGCGGCGCCGUAGUCGCUCCAGCACGAGGAGUCGCUCGGGCGAGCGCGAGCCGAGCCCCGCGCCGAAGAGGCACGAGGCGUCGGACGCCAAGGAGAGGAGGAGGAACCGGUUCCGCGUGGCACGCUCGCGCAGCCGCUCCAGGUCAAGGGAGCGUGAGCAGCGGGGCUACGGGGGGUCCCGGGCUGACUACUACGACCAGAGGGACGAUGCUCAGCGACAAAGACAAGAAGCCUUCAUAGCGAGGCGCCUGCAAGAACGCGAACGCAUUGGAGAGCUGGGUUCCCCUGAGGUCUGGGGCUACUCACCUAGAGUCAGAGAGCCUGACUCAGAUGAACACACUCCUGUUGAAGAGGAUGUGAAGAACAGCAGCUCUGAUUCUACUUCAGAAGAGGAAAGGAAAAAGAAGAAGAAGAAGAAAACAAAGAAGAAGAAAAGCCGGAAACACUCGGAGGACAGCGAGUCAGACGGCGACUCUGAGGAAGUGGUGAAAAAGAAGAAGAAGAAGAAGAAAAGUAAAAAGAAGAAAUCAAAGAAGAAGAAAGCUAAGAAGAGCCGCAAGGAGUCCAGCAGUUCCAGCAGUGACCAGUCAGCAGAGGAAGAAGACGACGACAUGAGUGAAGAGCUCUGGGUGGAAAGGACUGGUCUGGAGGAGCAUGUGGUUGGGCCUGAAGCACCAUUAACGCAUCUGUCCCAGGAUGAUAAACCAUUAGAUUUUGGUCAUGCUCUGCUACCUGGUGAAGGUGCUGCUAUGGCAGAGUAUGUAAAGGCAGGGAAACGUAUUCCAAGGAGAGGUGAGAUCGGCUUGACCAGUGAAGAGAUCGCAGACUUUGAGAAGUCGGGCUAUGUGAUGAGCGGAAGCAGACACCGGCGUAUGGAAGCCGUAAGAUUGAGGAAGGAAAACCAGAUUUACAGCGCCGAUGAGAAGAGGGCACUUGCGUCCUUCAACCAGGAAGAGAGGAGAAAGAGGGAAAGUAAAAUUCUUUCUAGUUUCAGGGAAAUGGUGUACAGAAAAACCAAAGGCAAAGAGGAGAAAUAGACCGCCAAGCACACUGCUAACAUUUAAGUCUGUCUGCCACCUUCAUUCUCAGUGUAUUGUAACUUAGUGCAAAUAGUGAAUGUUCGGUUUUGUUUCGUAAUCCUUGCUGUACCAGGCAUUGUGAGCUCUUCCUAAAAUCAGAUCGCUUGUGUAUUUUCCUCAAUAAAGAGUGAGCUGUGAUUCUCAAGAUUA